AUGCGACCUGAUAUCGAGGACCGGGAUUACAUGUAUAGAUUGAUGAUCAGCCAACUCUUCUACGAUGGACAGCAACAAAUUGCACUCAGCUUGGCCUCGUCAAUCGGUUGCUCAGCGAAUCCGCCGGCUCCGUGCGACAAACUCUUCCGCCUCAUCUCGAUGGCCAAACAAUUCGACAAGGCUGAACAACAGGAAGAGGAAAAUGGACUUCAGUUUGAUGCAAAUUCGGCGGGACUUGCUUUGAAAUUUGAUGCUGACAUCGUGCCCGAAUCGCCCGAGACGUGCAUGUAUGAGACGACUGCUCACAAAGCCUCUUGUCGAUCUGCAGCUUUCAAUUCUGACGAUACGACAAUGCCGGUUGCAACGCGUACACAAAAACGGGAGCAAGAACCGGAACCGAAGAACUUAAUGGAUCGAAAUUUGGACGAAGAGCAUACGACUCAAUCCGAGAUUUCAAAAAGUGGUAGCUUUGAAGAAAUUGAGCCCGAUGAUGAGCAAUGGUCAACGAGUGAACGACGCACGGUUUCUAGAUCAAGUACGAUAGAAAGAUUGACUUCAGGUUGUACAGCUGAAAAGGACGCAGCAAGACGAGUUCUGCAAGCCGUCGGCCGCUCUUUUCAUCCUCACUGUUUCACGUGCUCUGUAUGCCACAAAUGUCUCGACGGGAUUGUACUCAUUGGAAGCGGUAAAACAAUUCGAGUGGUCGCUUUGGGCAACGAUUAUCAUCUUGAGUGCUACUCUUGUGAGGGCUGCAAAAAGCAAUUGGGUGACGAUUACAAUGAACGAUGUCAUCCGUUAAAUGGUCAUCUUUUAUGCGCAAACUGUCAUAAGUUGUGGAAAACGACCGGUGGAGCGCCUACAACCGAUUUG
Messenger RNA from Mesorhabditis belari, 870 nucleotides. Lineage: Eukaryota; Metazoa; Nematoda; Chromadorea; Rhabditida; Rhabditidae. The record is from the annotation of a GenBank genome assembly.